UACGACUACUACCUUUCCAAGAUGACCAAGAAGAGAAGGAAUACCGGAUUCGCCAAGAAGGGCCGUGGCCACGUCCAGCCCAUCCACUGCACCAACUGUGCCGGCUGCGUGCCCAAGGACAUCAGGAACAUCAUGGAGGCAGCCGCCGUCAGGGACAUCUCCGAGGCCGGCGCGUUCGACUCCUAUGUUCUGCCCAAGUUGUACGUGAAGUUGCACUACUGUAUGAGCUGCGCCAUCCAUAGCAAGGUGGUGAGGAACCGCUCCUGUGAGGCGAGGAAGGACCGCACCCCACCCCCCAGGUUCAGGCCAAGAGGUGGUGCCCCAAGAGCUCCACCCAAGCCCAUGUGA
Messenger RNA from Polyodon spathula (Mississippi paddlefish), 348 nucleotides. RefSeq names its product 40S ribosomal protein S26-like. Gene Ontology annotation, cellular component: ribosome; cytosolic small ribosomal subunit. The transcript has a single exon. NCBI's taxonomy places the organism in Eukaryota, Metazoa, Chordata, Actinopteri, Acipenseriformes, Polyodontidae. The record is from RefSeq and is a predicted model, not a curated record. Gene Ontology annotation, biological process: translation. Gene Ontology annotation, molecular function: structural constituent of ribosome; mRNA binding. Bases 22 to 348 code for a protein of 108 amino acids.